Molecule: messenger RNA, 9974 nt
Organism: Acinonyx jubatus (cheetah)
Lineage: Eukaryota; Metazoa; Chordata; Mammalia; Carnivora; Felidae
Product: cytochrome c-like
Exons: 1
Coding region: 2232-2549 (105 amino acids)
Biological process (GO): mitochondrial electron transport, ubiquinol to cytochrome c; mitochondrial electron transport, cytochrome c to oxygen
Cellular component (GO): mitochondrial intermembrane space
Molecular function (GO): heme binding; electron transfer activity
Source: RefSeq, a predicted model, not a curated record
UAGCUCACCAAACAUUAAAAUCAGUAGGCAACAUGUAAAACUAUCAGCUUUUCUAGGGUUUCCAUCACACCCAAAGUAACAGCCAAAGUCUUCACGGUGACUCUCAGACCCUAUGUGAAGGAUCAGGCUUCCUGCUUCUCUCUUUGAUCAUCCUCUCCUGCUUCCCCCUUACUUAUUCUGUCCUGGCCCCACAUGCCUCUUUGUUAUUUCUCAAAAAUAGGUGGUUUUCAUGACGGAGAUGUUGAUAUGACAGAGUAGUAUAGGGACCCUGAGAUUGUCUCAUCCCUGAAACACUGCUAUAUCAGCAUUAAACCAUUUUGAACACCCAAGAAAUUGAUCUGAGGAUUCACAGAACAAUUAAUUCUGCAUAAUUGGAGCCAGAGAACUUGCCAGGUAUGUGGUAUGGAGAAGUGAUUUGGUAGAGAGAAAAGCUGCAGAGCCUUGGAGUGUAGGGAGCCAUUUUCAUGGAGAGAAGACAGAGAGAAAGGGGGAGAGUGAAGCACAUCGGGAUUGCACAAGUAAAGCACUCUCCCUGGAAGUAGCUGGAGAGAAAAAGUGAAAACACUCGCAAGGGACUGGACAAAAAAUCUGUUCCCAGAAACCACUGACAGGGAAAAAGGAGAGGAUUUCAUUGCUGCCAGGAUUCUAUAAACAGUGGAGUGCAGAGUGUGAAGUUUCAGAGCUCAGUGCCUGGCGGUGCUGUGGUGAGGAAGUAGGAUGAAUUCCUUGGAGCAGGCAAUGUGUUCUGAGGGGUGCCACAUGAGAAGAAGUACUUCCCCUGAUUAGAGUGCAUUUGAUAGAGGUUAUAUGGCCUCCCCACUAGCAAAAUCCCAGGCUGACCCCAGAGAGCAGCCAUGUUUGCUGUGGUAUUGGAACAAAGAUGCCAAAGGACAGCAAAACUGCCCUCUGUGUGUUGCACAGGCUGUGUGUUGUGAUGUGUCAUAAUCUCUGAACCUCUGCCACAGUGUAAUUGCAUUAAUAUUUUCUGGGACAAGCUGGCACCUGGACAUUGCUGGGCAAGACCAAUCUCCCAGAGAGUUGGCAUGGGUCCAAGUGGAGUGGUCUCUGAAGUGUGGGGUUUUUGAAACACAGUUCCAUCUCAGAUAAAACUUUGGAGGAAGGUGCCACCUGGAAGACAGACAGUUUGGACACUGACAGGGAAGAGGUGGGGAGCAGAUGAAAACCUGAGACAAAGGAGCAAGUUUGCAGGUCGGUGAGGGCAAGGGGUUCCUGUGCCAGAGACUAGGGAGCUGGGUGAAGCCAUUUUCACAUCUAGCAUGUGCAUGUGUGCACACACACAGAUGACCCUAGUAAGCUAAGUAGUGCCACCAAGUGAAGAAGGAGCCCUCACACAAAGCCCCAUCCACCUGUGCCCUCCAGGCACAGCCCCAGAAGACCAGCACAAACCCCUUUCACAGACUUAUUAGUCUGCAGACUAUAGUGUGCUGCAAAGUUUCAGUUAUAGAAGAAACUGGAUGUAACUUCAUUUAGGUUUCAUUCUGUGUGCUGGAUCCUUUGUUUAUUUGUUCAUUUUCUUUACUUCCAUUUUUGGUUAGGUUGUUCUCCUUUUUCUUUCUUUAUUUUCUUUUUCUUUCUUGUAUAAAGAAAGAGAAAAUUCUUUUUAUGGUUUUGUUGUUUUAACUUUUUAAUUUUUAUUCUAUUUCAUUUUCUUUAUUUUAUUCUACUUUAUGGUUGAAAAUGUUUUUAUUUUUUUAACAUUUUCCCUUUCCCUUUUUUUCUCUAUUCUAUCAAGCUUUUCUCAAUAAGCAGACCAGACCAAAACACACCUAAUAUCUAGCUUCCUUUAUUUGAUUUUUUUGUUUUCAUUUUUUAAUUUUUAUUAAUCUUUUUCUUCUUCCACAAUGAGAAGAUGGAGGAAUUCAUGCCAAAACAAAGAAUAGGAAGAAAUGAUGGCCAGGAUUUAAUCAACAGAUAUAAGUAAGAUGUCUGAACCAGAAUUUAAAACCACACUUACUGGAGAGAGUUGGACCUCCGGCUUGUGAGCAGGCACCUUCACUUUGCGCACAACCAAAGAGCAGUGAGCACAAAGCCGCGAAGGGAGGCUGAAGCAGGGGCAGGGGAAGCUCAGCCAUAGGGGCACACAGUUGCGUUGGUGGGUAUAUGGGUGGGGCCGAGGUUAGUGCCCAGGUGCUGCAAGUGGGGCCCACGCGGGUACAGCAGGCCUGGAAGUGAAGACCCCGGACUUCGGCCAGCCAGAAUCUGAUUUAAAAAUGGGUGAUGUUGAGAAGGGCAAGAAGAUUUUUGUUCAGAAGUGUGCCCAGUGCCAUACUGUGGAAACGGGAGGCAAGCACAACACUGGGCCAAAUCUCCAUGGUUUAUUUGGGCGAAAGACAGGUCAAGCCCCUGGAUUUUCUUACAUGGAUGCCAGCAAGAACAAAGGCAUCACCUGGGGAGAGGAGACACUGAUGGAGUAUUUGGAAAAUCCCAAGAAGUACAUCCCUGGAACAAAAAUGAUCUUCACUGGCAUUAAGAAGGCAGGGGAAAGAGCAGACUUGAUAGCUUAUCUCAAAAAAGCUACUAAGGAGUAAUAGUUGGCCACUGCCUUAUUUAUUACAAAACAAAAAAUGUCUCAUGACUUUUUUUUGUCUUUAUCAAACUUCUAGUGAAGCAGCUGGUAUCCAAACUCUCUUUGAAGCUAUUCAGAAGCCACAAGGCCAACUCCCUGAUUGGCAGGAGUGUUAACAUCCAACCAUGGGAACCAGUGGAACUUACUGCUUUGGAAAAAUGUUUUGAAAGGGAAAGGUCCAGAGUGAGGGCAGUGCCCUUCUUAGAGGAGUGUACACAUGACCUCCAGGACAAAGAAGAGUGGGUAGGGUUGGCUGGGAAAACAAAAAGGCCUUAAUUUAGUGGGUGGAUAUUGGAUUUGACAGUGGUUCUUCUUGGGGACAUGGGAUUGAACUUUUGUUUUGGAGUUUGGAAGUUGCUUAGAUACUGAGAGAAACCCAGGGAGGAGAGGGAGGAAAGGGGAAGCCUGGGGUAUUAUUUCAUACAACCUGGCUUCAUGUCCUCUGGUCCCUCUCUGCAAUUCUUUAAGCACCCCCCCCUAAGGAAGUACCACCUUUGGGAGAGACAGUUUCCUAAUUAAACUGAGAUUCACAGACCCAGGGCCCUCAUUAGGAAUUGCUCUUGAAAUAAAUGAUGGUGCAUAUUCUUUUUAAAAAAAUUUUUAAUGUUUAUUUAUUUUUGAGAGAGAGAGAGAGAGAGAGAGAGAGAGAGAGAGAGAGAGAGAGAAUGCAAGCAGAGGAGGGGCAGAGAGAGGAGACACAGAUUCUGAAGCAGGCUUCAGGCUCUGAGCUGUGAGCACAGAGCCCAAUGUGAGACUCAAAACGAACAAACUGUGAGACCAUGACCUGAGUUGAAGUCAGAUGUUUAAUGGACUGAGGCAUCUAGGUGCCUCUUUUUAAAAUUUUUUAAUGUUUAUGAUAGUGCAUGUUAUAAUCUCAUGUUUCCACCUGGGUUUGCCCUUUGCAAUCUCUCUUUCUCUCUCUCUCUCAAAAAAAAUCCUACUUAAAGGAAUCUCAAGAUAUGCUAGUCAAUGAAUACAUCUAUAUACUCAAUUUUUUUCUGUCCUAAGUGCCUUGUAUGGUUGUUUCCUAAAAUUAUGAGCAAAUCCUAGUCCUGUAUAGUGAAUAUUGGGGCUGGAAGUGUGGAAUUCAGAAGAGGAGGUAUAUGGAUCCUGGUCCUGCCCACUGAAAACUUUUAGGCAAUAAAGGAAUUUAAACAACACACCCAGGACGCUAACAUGCACAAAGGGAAAGUUAGUUUCAACUGAGCAUCAGGUUGGGCUGUAAGUGCUGGCAGGAAGGGGAGGAUAGUUGGAGACGGGAAUCAGUUUAGGAAAGUCUUUUUAGACAUGGAAUGGGGGAAAUGUAAGAUGAGGUUGAGAAGGGAUAGUCCUGUAAUAACUAGACAGGACUGAGGAGGGCAUCCCUGGCAGGGCAGGUAACUUACCUAGGCCAAAGGCUCAUUCCAGGAACAGUAAACAAGGAUGUGAGGAGCUGAGUUAGGAAGGAGGUGAUGGGCCUAAGGGUAGGGGGAGAAUUAAUGUGGGGCUCUGACAGCUGGGUCAGAGAGUCUGGACUGAAUAUAAGCUAUUGGAAUAAUCACAGGUAUUGCACGGAGCAAGAGCAUUUCUGAUCAUGGUAUUUGAGGCUGAUGUUUCUCUGUUGUUAUCAACUGGAUUUGUGGUAGGCUUUCUCAGGAUUCCCAGUCAUGGAUUUGCUUUCCCUUCUAUAAGUUUGCUUGUUCAUCUCUUGUUCUGUCUGCUUCUGUUGGAAUCAUAAAAUAUUAUUAUUUAGUUCCCAGAUGUUUUGUUCAUUGGGAUGCUUCUCUGGUAUUUACAUACUUUAUUGUAGCCCUCUUUCCCUCAUCUUCAGUAAAAGUGGGAAGAGCACAAAGACCACCAUGCACAACACGGUUGAGGGAAACAAAUGAUCAAAAGCCUUACCCCUCUCUCACCCUGCCGUUCAGAUGGUCUUCCUCUGGGAUUCUGGUUCAUGGUCCAUGGAUAGACUUCAGGAGAGUGUAGAACAUUUUUUUGAGGUGGUCAACCUCAGAAGGGUGUGUGAUUCAACAAAUGUUAAGAAUCACUGUUGUGUCUUUGUUGGGAGGUAGGUGGCUGGAGACAGCUCCACAGACGGAGAAAUGUGGUACAAGCAUCCAGAAACAGUUAAAGGAGCUGGAGGAGAAAGAGGAAUUGGGGAAAAGGAAAUGGGUUCAGAGGGAACUGGUAGGAAGGGUGUCCCAUCGUUCCUUGUUCUCCACCCUCUUUCUAGCAGGUAUUUCUUCUCUGUAUUCUCCAAGUCCUGGCAAUUACAUGAUUCCAGUUCCUUCAACUUAAAUCUACUGAGUUCCUGCCAUUUAUUAGGCAAUGAACUAGGUCCUCUCACAACAUCACCUCAUGCAAUUCCUUUGUUGAACCUGAAGUACAGAGUGGAGUCCACCCUCCCUCAGUCGUGGACUGUUAGUACCAUCACUUCCUGUUAGGCCCUAUAUAAAUGCAUUUUUUCCCCUUUCAUUCUUAUCUCUAUUCUUAUUUCUCCUCCUCACUGGAGGCACUUGCUUUAGUGUAUUUAGCAAAUACUCUUUCAAUCCAUGGUAUAUAUGUGUAUUUAGAUGCAUUCAUCCACUCAACAACUACACAGUGCCAACUAUAUGUCAGACACAGCUGUAGGUACAGGGAAUACAGCCAGGAGAAAAGAAAAAGUCCUGCUUUAAUAGAACUUACUUUCUUUUGGAGUGAAACAAAUCAUGAACAAAUGAAUAAGUAAAACAUAUAGCACCUUAAAUAUUAAGUGCUAUGGAAAAAAAGGGUGGUGAAUAAGGUAUGUUGUGGGUGGCUAGGAGUGGAGUGACUAAUGAAGGCUGUGCUACAAAUGUACUUUUUCACAAAAUGCAGUUAAGGGAGCAACUAUCCAAAUAUCUAGGUUAGAAGUGGUACAGUUAUAGAGGACAUCAAGUACCAAGGGUCUGAGUCAGGGCUUGCCUGGUAUAUUAGGAGGCUAGUGGCUAGAGAAAAAAUGAGUGGGAGAAGAGAGAAACAGAAUACUGAGAGGUAGCUGGGUCAAUGACAAAUACUGGAGGAUUUUGUAGGACAUUGUAAAUGCAGAUAUUGGCUUCUACUCUGAAUAAAAAGGGAAACAGUGGAAGGUUUUGAGCACAAGAAUUAUGUGACAUUUUUAACAGAUAUAUGUGUAUCCUUGACCAACAUACAAUAUUUUUUGGGCUGUUUUUGUUUGCUUGUUUUGUUUCAUUUUAAAGUUUAUUUAUUUUUGAGAUAGAUACAGAGCAAGUGCAAGAGGGGCAGAGAGAGAGAGGGAAAUAGAGAAUCCCAAGCAGGCUCCACGUUGUCAGUGUGGAGCCUGACUUGAGGUUCAAACCCAAGAAUCGUGAGAUCAUGACCGGAACCAAAAUCAGGAGUCAUAUACUUAACCUACUGAGACACCCAGGAAACCCAUGGCUGUUUUUUUUUUUUUAAUGUACAUAAAUGGCAUUGUGCCUUACACCUCAUUCCCCUUUUACUUUUCCUACCUAACAUUGUUUCUGAGAUCUACCCAAGUUGCUGUCUGUAAAUUUGCUUAUUUCUCUGACCUGCUGUAUAAUAUUUUAUUAUGCAUAUAGGACACAUUUUACUAACAUAUUCCUCUAGUAACAGACUCUUGCAUAGCUUCCAACUUCCAGCUACCACAAAUAGUCCUGUGAUGAAUGUGCUCAUGUGGGUCUCCUUAUGAACUUGGGAGUUUCCUUUAAGUGCUACCUCAGAGAGGGAUUGUGAGGUGGGAGGAUGUGUGCAUUUUUAAUUCCAAGGUUGUACUUCAGGUUGUACUUCAGGAUGGUGGGCCCAGUUACACUCCUACCAACAGUGAAUGAUAGUUUAUAUUUUCUCAUCAGAUUCCCAUGUUGAUCCAGUAAGGGAGGUCAAGUAAGUUUCCUAGAACUGAAGCUUAAAGAGAUUAGACAAAUCACCCUGGUUUAUAUAGACAAGCAGAAGAGCCAGGGCUGAAAUCCAAAAUUUCUGAUAUAAUGUUCCUUGUUCUUGCCACUAUAGCACCCAGCACUGCCUCUUCCAGAAAUAAUAUGAAGCAUCUGUAGACAAAGAUAUUGUUAUAAUAUUAAUUAUAAUAAUUAUAUUAUAUAAAUAUAUUAUAAUUAUCAUAAUAUAUGUUAUAAUAUUCUAUAUCACAAUUAUUAUAAUUAUGUAAUAAUACUUAUUAUUAUCAUUGUAUUUGAACUUUGCAUCUUUUGAUUAGAUCUUUUUGAUCUAAUUCAGUAAGCCUACGACCCCCAUGUGUUUAGCACUAACAUCUAUGCCGGUGUCUAAGUUUCAAGGCAAAGUAUAUGGAAUAAAACUGUUUUCAUUGUCUCAGGAGGACCAGCUAACAGACUUGAGUUUUAGUGGAUGAUUUCAAGGUUAGACAUUUAUAAAGACUAAUUGAUUUUAAAAUUUGGACACUUGGGUCAGAUUUUAAUAUUAAACAGGUAGAGUAUAUUAAGUAUAUAUUGUUUGUUAGAAACUGAGCUAAGUACUACUUUACAGGUAUUGUUUCACUUACUCCACACAACAACCCUAUGAAGUAUUACUUUUUUUCCCUUUUGACUCAUGAAAACUAAAGUUCUGAGGGCUGAACAAAUUUGUCCAGAGUCACCCAGUAUGUGGUAGAGUUGUGAUUUGAACCUGAACCAUCUACCUGCAGAGACUUUACUCCUAACUACCAAAAUGUGCUUGCUUAUUGUGAAAAGAAAGCUCUUAGAAUCUCUUCCCUUUGAAAUUGAGGACAAUUUAUUAUCAGUUGGGUAGUUUAGAGCAGUCAUGGGAAGUAUGGGGCUAGUUGGACAAGAAUCUCCAGAGGGAGAGGAUGUUUGAAAAUGUGCGCAGGUAUCUUCAUUAUGCCUCCCUCUGUUCCCUGAAGUGAGAACCUCUGCCUUAGGAUAUCCCACCUAGAUUAUAGGGCCUUGGUGUGAUGCCUUCCAAAAAGUAAGAAUUCUCUAAUUGAGUGUUGGUGGUUGGCUGUGUAGAACUCAAGGCAACCUGAUCUUUUUUAAACAAGUGUCCUCAAAGGCAAACAAUUCUUUAUCACCCCAUGUGCCUUAUACCUGCCAUGAAUGAUGUACAGUCAAGGUUUUAUCACAGUUGGUUUUCCCUUCAUACUUUUCAUUUUGCUUGCAUUCUACAAGGAAAGUAAUACCAUUUAUAUUUUUACCUGAACCAGGUUUAUAAAUGUUGCUUGGCUACAAAGUAUGUAUCUCAAAGUCAAGUAGAUAGGAAUUCUGGAUUAUGUGCUCUUUCAGGUUUCUUUUCUCAGUUUGUGUAUUUGUUCAACAAAUAUUUAUUGAGCACCCAACUCACAGCCUAAUUGAGGAGACAGGAAGCUGACCUGGAAUUUUGAUUCAUUAGGAUCAAUGGCACAUGGGGGAAGCCUGGGUGCUAUGAGAGCACAUAUGGAGGGUAGCAUAAGAGUUAGGGGAGGCUUCCUGGGGAAAUAACUUCUGAGCUGGGAGCUGAAAAAGAAGCUGAGGUUAGUAUGUGAAGGGGCCAAGAGGGCAUUAGAGACAAGGGAACAUGGUGAGUGUAGAAAUCACCACUAGAGCAGGAACUGGGCAGGGGAUGAAGUUGAAGGAAUAAUCACAGGUCAGAUGAUGAAGGAAGGAGGACUAGGAAGGAAGAUCAGUGGGAAUCACUGAAGGAUUUGAAGCCUGGGGGUGGGUGGGGGGCAUGUCAAUCACAUUCACAGUGUAGAAAAGUUCCAUGAAUUAAGAAGUGACCACCCCCCUAUCUAUCUCAUGUACUUGUUAGUAAAUCAUAAAAUUGGAACUGGUGGUGGCAAAUAAGGAGUGUAGAUGGAUUUGUACAUGAAAGGUAUGAUCCAUAACCCAAGAGUUCCUUUUGAUAAUCUGUAGAGAAGACUUUUCAAUUUUGACUUGAUUUUUCUAUCUUUAGAAACCUCUGACAACAUUUCCUAAAAUUCUCUCAAACCAAGUCUGAGUAGGGAGGAGAGUGGGGGCUGCAUGACUUUGCUUUCUCUGUUCUCCACCAUUCAUUUCCAGGAUUUUGCUAUGAAUUUUUCAUUCAAAGUCUUGCUUCCCAUUGGGGAGGGGCCCAUUUGAAUAGCAGCAGGGGAGGAGAGGGAACCUCAUGCAAAUUCCUUCAUUAAGAAAACAUAUUUGGCAUAUUGAAAGCCUGGUUGAAUGAGUUAAAAAUAACUACUUAUGAAAAACUAAUAGGAGUUACAAGUGAGUGAUUUAAUAAAAGCUCACAGAGCAGGGUAGAUUCUCCAGGCUGCUGGCAGCUGACAUCACAGAUGGUGCAGGAUGUUUAUAGAGCAUAGUGUGACCAGUGAGCAGAGUUCCUGCAGAAAUGAGCUCAUCUUCUUUACUGGAAUCCAAAGAGGGAAGAGACAGAAGAAAUUGUUUAGGUUGUGAGCUUCUGAGCUAAGUGACUUACUUCUUUCCUUCCUACCCAUCAUACUCUCAUAACUAUGGAUGUAAAAAUUGUAGUACAUUUUGCCUGGUUGCUUCAUAAAAGCACCUUUAUAUCUCUUCUCCCUUCUUAGAAAUGGAUUGUUGGUUGGCUACUGCACCUAUCUCUCCAAUGUUUGCUUACUAAACAGCCUGUUCCUCUCCUUUUUGGAAGUAGUUAUAAAGGUCUUGCCCCUUUCUCCCUCUUCCUCUCUUCUCACAACACCCUGUGGGUCUAGGUGGGUAAAGGGAAGGGUUUGGACUAUACAUCCUUUGUCAUCACUGCAGUUAAAUGGAAGAUGCAGAGUGAGGAGGAAGGGGGACAAAGUGACAUCUGACUUUGGCUAGCUGAUUUGGGGGCUAAAGAUUUUAAGACUGGGAGACCAAUGGGGCACCUGGAUGGCUCAGUAGGCUAAGUGUCAGACUUCAGCUCAGGUUAUAAUCUCAGGGCUUGUGAGUUCAAGCCCUGCAUCAGGCUCUCUGCUGUCAGCACAGGGCCUACUAAGUUUCUGUCUCCCUCUCUCUCUGCCCCUUUGCAUUUGGUGCUUUUUUUUUGUCUCAAAAAUAAAACCAUCAAAAAAAAAUACUGGGGGGCCAAUAUUUGUAAUUUAAACUCAGGUGAUAUUUGAAAAUAUAGUUCUGUGAUUGCAAUCAGGCCCUCUAGUCAAUGAAUUAAUGUGCCAUAAUUCAUGCUCAAGCAUGGCCCAAACAUCCCACAUGUGAAUUGUUGCACAAUAAAUUCAUGCCAUCUUGUGUCUUAUAGCUCAAUUAGUACACGAAGCUACAUGAGAUGUACCCAAAUUUAAAUAUGUCAUGUAGUUCAUUAAAAGCAGAAUGUUGGGAAGUACUUGGCACUUUUCUGGGGGAAAGCAAGGUUGGUUUUUCUGUGAUGUCCUUUAGUGUCAGUUUCUGUGAUAUUGGGCUACAACAGGUAACCUGAGACUUCUAAGCGUUGGUUGAACACCAUUGUUCAGUAAAUACUUAUUGUUUACUUAGGC